Botrytis porri is the source of this 1059-nucleotide messenger RNA. RefSeq lists its product as uncharacterized. The transcript has a single exon. Bases 1 to 1059 code for a protein of 352 amino acids. The record is from RefSeq and is a predicted model, not a curated record. Lineage: Eukaryota; Fungi; Ascomycota; Leotiomycetes; Helotiales; Sclerotiniaceae.
AUGAAUGAAAGAGAUGAAGAUCAGAGUCAGGACAGUCCAUUCGGCAUACCUCAAUCUUCAAAUAAUGAUGGAACAAAAAGUAGUAAUAAUAUUCCCUCCACAUCGUCAUCCACAAGUCCUCUUGGUCUUGAACCUAACCUCAUUGCCUCUCCAUCAAAAGGUUUGGACCUAGGCUAUAUCAUCGGCAUAAUUGUCGCGGUCACUGUCGCCAUCUUUCUCAUCAUCGCUCUAAUCGACGUCCUCCUUCUUUCUUCCCGUAUCCAAAAAUCGAUAUUGAGGAAUGGAUUCCUGAAAUUAAAUGGGAGACGGCAAUCUGCCUCUUUCCAAUACCACUCUCGAUGGAAUGAGAAAUUAGAUAAGAAACCUUUACCUACAAUCCCUGAUCCGGCGUUUCUCUCGAGUAAUAGGAGGAGGAGUGACUUUUCGGGAUACUCGGAGUCAAGGUACUCGAGAAGUAUGUCUUUUGAUAGUGGUGUGGGGUGGGGUAGAGAUGAAGAGGAAGGGUAUGCGAAGAGUUUCAUCAGGGGCGGAAGAGAGUGGGAUGAGAAAUCCAUGAGAUCGACUGCGAAGUCUGCGAAGUCGGCGAGGCAAGAGAGGGAGAGUAAAGAUAAUAGGGUAAUCAGACCGGGCAUGGGAGUUGGAAAAGGGGAUGACGAGGGGGAAGGAGAAUGGUAUUCGAUGUAUGAGGAAUCAAUUUAUACGGAUGACGGACGAGAAAAUUCGAUUCCGGAUAUUCAUCAUCCUUCCUAUUCAUUACAUACCCCUGGCACAUCUCAAUCUACGGACCGCAUGAAAGAAAAACCAUACGACGAAGAGAGCUCAAUGGGAUUAACAACAAAAGAAAGAGCAGAGAUCAAAAGAACGAAAACUACUCCAUACACAUAUGAAGGAAGAAUUAAAGCGGGAAUGGGCGUGCAGAAAAGAUAUACGAUGAUUUUUGUGAGGGAGGUGGAAGAGGUGAGGAGGGCGAUGGAGAGAAUGGAGAGGCUGGAGGAGAGGGAUAGAGUGAAUUUUGAGAUUUGGAGGAGGUUUUGGAGGAAGGGGGGUGGGGCGAAAUGA